Molecule: messenger RNA, 1649 nt
Organism: Papilio polytes (common Mormon)
Lineage: Eukaryota; Metazoa; Arthropoda; Insecta; Lepidoptera; Papilionidae
Product: myrosinase 1-like
Exons: 6
Coding region: 78-1616 (512 amino acids)
Biological process (GO): carbohydrate metabolic process
Molecular function (GO): beta-glucosidase activity
Source: RefSeq, a predicted model, not a curated record
UGUCAUUUUUUGUAUAGCGAAACUUGUAACCUAUAAAUACAGUUUGAAACAUGACAUUCCAAUAGUGAGGCAUCACAAUGUGGUCGUUACAACGAAUUCUAUUUUUCGUGAUUGCAUCAAUAGUAGUAGCUGAGUGUAAGACCAUUAAGAAAGCUCGACAUGAAGUAAGGAAAUUCCCGGAAAACUUUCGUUUUGGUACCGCCACCGCUUCUUACCAAGUUGAAGGAGCAUGGGACGAAGAUGGCAAAUCCGAGAACAUUUGGGAUCACCUUACCCACACGAACCCAUGUGUUGUGAAGGAUUGUUCAAAUGGUGACAUCGCAGACAAUUCUUAUCACCAAUAUAAGAGAGAUGUGGAGAUGAUGCGGGAGCUGGGAUUAGACUUUUAUAGAUUCUCACUUUCAUGGACCAGAAUUUUACCAACUAGCUUUCCAGACAAAAUAAACGAAGCUGGAGUUCAAUAUUAUAAUAAUUUGAUUGAUGAAAUGCUAAAAUACAAUAUUAAACCAAUGGUUACGCUGUAUCAUUGGGACUUGCCGCAAAAACUGCAGGAGAUGGGUGGAUGGGCCAACCCUAAUAUCAUUGACUGGUACUCAGACUACGCACGUGUUGCUUUUGAGUUAUUUGGUGAUAGAGUGAAAGAUUGGAUUACGAUCAAUGAGCCUCUGCAGGUAUGCUACUAUGGAUAUGGAGACAAGUCGCUGGCACCUCUUCUAAACAUUAAGGGCGUAGCAGAUUAUAUGUGUACGAAAAACUUGUUGCUAGCUCAUGCUAAGGCAUAUCACAUUUACGAUGAAGAGUUCCGCCCGACUCAAGGCGGCUCGAUUUUCAUUUCUCUAAGCGCUCAAUGGCAUGAUACGGAACAUGAAGAUUUUGCCGAUGCUGCUAAAGAUGCUAACGAAUUUACGUGGGGCAUUUAUGCGAACCCUAUCUUUUCGGAAUCCGGCAAUUUUCCCGAAAUUAUGAAAAAACGUGUGGCAGCUAAGAGCAGUGAACAAGGAUUUUAUAGAUCGAGGCUGCCGGAAUUUACUCAAGAAGAAAUUGAUUAUAUUCGAGGCUCAUCUGAUUACUUCGGCCUCAAUCAUUACUCAACGAAAUACGUAUAUAGAAAUGAAUCUGUGGUAGGUUACCACGAGACACCAUCAUUCUAUGAUGACAUGGAACUUGUAACUUAUACCAAAAAUGAAUGGAAAAUAGGUGAAUCGGAGUUUACUAAAUUUGUACCGUGGGGAUUCUACAAUCUGUUAACCGAAAUCAAAGAGGCUUACGGUAAUCCCCCCGUUGUUAUCACGGAAAAUGGAUUCGCUACUUACGGAGGCUUGGAUGACGAGGACCGCAUCACUUACUACACGCACUAUAUCGACGCCAUGCUUGAUGCUAUGGAGGAUGGCUCCGACGUCCGUGGUUACACGGCUUGGAGUUUAAUGGAUAAUUACGAAUGGCUGCAAGGAUAUACUGAGCGCUUCGGCCUGUACGAAGUGGACUACGAGAGCCCGGAACGCACGCGAACGCCGCGCAAGUCCGCCUUCGUGUACAAGCAGAUUGUACGCACGCGGGCGCUCGACAUGCACUACGAACCCGACAUUGACGUCAUGACUAUCGACGAGGGUCACUGAGCUUUUGGAAAAAUAUACAAUGACGGAAUAUAA